Molecule: messenger RNA, 2379 nt
Organism: Fulvia fulva
Lineage: Eukaryota; Fungi; Ascomycota; Dothideomycetes; Mycosphaerellales; Mycosphaerellaceae
Exons: 1
Coding region: 1-2379 (792 amino acids)
Biological process (GO): transcription initiation at RNA polymerase III promoter
Cellular component (GO): transcription factor TFIIIC complex
Molecular function (GO): histone acetyltransferase activity
Source: RefSeq, a predicted model, not a curated record
AUGGCCACGUCAAUCACGAUCCCUUUCUGGCCGCAGUCGCUGGACUGCCUAGACUGGUCCAAGGACAACCAGAUCGUGGUCGUCGGUGGCGAGACCAUCGCAAUUGUCACGCCACGAUUGAAGGAACCUGGGCCGAAAGGCGAAUGGUGGAAUACCGCCAUUGUCAGAGUCCAUGGCUUCACCCUGCACGAAUUGCCCUUCACGGAGCCACUCAGCAAUGCUGGCAUGGCUAUUGGAGAAGACCUCUCCACUCGACAAGCUAUCGCAGCGAAAUGGUCAGCCCCGGGCCUGGGUCGUCACAGGAGAUGCGCGUUAGCGGUGCUCACUGCUAAUCACGUUCUGUCCAUCUGGACUGCAGACAAGGAGAGCGAUACCAAUGAUAGCUGGAGUCGAAAAGUCCUCGUUAACGACACUAUUCGCGACUACUACAGGCGCCACGAGGCAGAAGACAAUGCCCGAAAUGAAGACGCACGACAGAAGGCAGAAAAGCGACAGAUCCAACAACGAAUUCGGUCCUUUGGUUGGAGUCCGCCUCUGCGCAAGGAGACGGAUACCGACAAGCUCAGCGAAUACGUUGACUGGGGACAGCACUUCUUGGCCGUAGCCACGGAAGGUGGCGACAUCUUCGUACUUCGAGUCCAGUCGCCACACGAGGGACUGGAUAGAGAACAGCCUGAAUGGCGAGUUGAAGUUGCACUGACAUUCAGUGUCAAAGAUGCAGUAGGUCCUGCCGGCGUUUCAGACUCUGCUGCAGAAGCCUCGCUGGAUGCUGAGCAAGCUCCUAUCAUCGCUGACCACAUGUCUUGGGGAACGUGGAGAUGGCAGUCGGCAACAACGAGUGGUGGAAUUGCAUGCUCAGCGCUGGCAUACAUCACUGCUGGCAGGCUCUUCACCGCCAGUCUGCAAGCCUCGAACAUUUCCAGGACGGCCGAGAUCAAGACCAGAGCUGAGUCCAGAACGCGACACUAUCUUACAGAACGAGCGGAUCUGUCCGGACCGCUGCGCACCAUACCAGGCCGGGAGUAUGAUCACCUUCUCCUGUUUGGCAUCGACACUGUGUUUCAUGUGGAUCUGGACCCUGCGGAUCGAGACGAUACGGUCUCUCUACAUCAUCUCGAUGGACGCUGGGACGAAGUGUCCGGCGUUGCUAUCACGAACGCAGGGGAUGGCAGAAAUCACCUUCACGUCGUCUCAAACCUGACCAGCUCGACAGCCGAUACCCCAAUGUUCGAGCUGCCACUAAACCAUUCUGAGGUGCUUUCACUGUUGCCCGCUUGGCAAGAAAUUCUGAAUGAGUCUCGCGAGGUCUACAGCACUGAACACGAAUUACAAGGAAAUGUGCAAGAACGCACCUAUGGCAUCGCCGCUUCACCUCUCGGCCAGUACGUGGCCACCUGCUUUACGCUGCACACAUCCGACGGCUUGGAGUACGUUAUCGCCACAAACCAAAAGAGUACCCUGUCGAUUACGUACGAAAGCCGGCUGGAUGAAGGAGCUUUGAUGGCAACUCCCCGAGCCACAGCGCUGUUAGACCCCGUAUCCGUCGAAACCUUGCUGUUUGACAUGCAAAGCCAAUAUCGAAAAAUUGUGGGCGAAGAGGAGCCGGACGAUGACAGUCGCGAGGUCAUCGUAGCAGAUAUACUCCGCAAUAUGCCACGUGCUCCCAAUAUCGCAGGAUAUCCAGAUGCGAACGACAGAAGUGCGUUGUCUUUUGAUGGUCUCACUCACUUGCUUCGAAUUAUGCUAUUCGCUCAUCCUCGAAUGCGCGAACAGAGAGCUUCGCGACUGGCGGACUUUGUGGUACGCAAGAACACAUCACGACAUAGCAUGGCGCGCCCCGUCGUUCAACAGGUUGUGGAAGAAGUCGCAAAGCUUCCGACGGAAUUGGUCCGGAUGGAUGCGCUCAGUAGUCGAAUCAUGAACAUUCAUGCGACAAUCCGAGCCAAGCUGAUGGCCCAGCCUACGGCGGCCACUACAGCGUCGACCGAUACAGUGAUAUCAGAGGAUUGCCAGAUAUGCCAGCAGCCGAUACCCUUCGAAAGCUUGAGGUGGUCCAAAUGUAGCACUGGACACGAAUUCGCUCGCUGCGCGUUGUCUUUCCUGUCCAUACAGGAGCCGGGAAUAACCAAAUCAUGCGGAAUCUGCGACCUGCAGAUCUUAAAAGAUUCCACUGUGGCCGAUGUCACGUCUGCAGCAGAAGACAUCGAGAUGACGGACGUGCCAGCUCCAGAAGGCGAUGAAGAGAUUCCGGCCGAUGACACGUGGGUCGAGAUCUCACACAACCAGGAUAACAAGGACCUACGGCCGAAGAUGACACUAGCGCAACUACUCUUCAACGCAUGCGACGUGUGCAUAUAUUGUGGCGGCAAGUUCAGCUAG